GUCUUUGUCGCCUGCCUUUGCCCAUUUGACGACAACCUUACACCCAACUCCCUCGCCGACAGCAACUUCAUCGACGACGACAACAACCAGCCAAAAUGCGGACGUACGACGACGCCUUCUCCGGCCAACGGAUUUACCCUGGCAAGGGUAAGAUCUACGUUCGUGGCGACAGCAAGAUCUUCCGCUUCCAGAACGGCAAGUCCGAGUCGCUGUUCCUGCAGCGCAAGAACCCCCGCCGCAUCGCCUGGACCGUCCUGUACCGCCGCCAACACCGCAAGGGUAUCUCUGAGGAGGUCGCCAAGAAGCGCACCAGGAGGACCGUCAAGGCGCAGCGUGCCAUCGUUGGCGCAUCUCUCGAUGUGAUCAAGGAGCGCCGGACGAUGCGGCCCGAGGCCCGCAGCGCCGCCAGGGCCGCCGCUAUUAAGGAGAGCAAGGCCAAGAAGGUCGAGGCUGAGAAGGCGAAGAAGGCCGAGAAGGCCAAGGCCGCCGGCGCCGCUGGCAAGGGCCAGACCGGCCGUCUGACGAGCAAGCAGGGCGCCAAGGGUGCCCCGGUGAAGGUCGCCGCCAAGAGCCGUUAAAGAGCAGGGUGCUGUCAUGAAAAAUUCUUGGGACGGAGUUCUUGUGCGUGUGGCGGGCGUCAAAUCCUUGGGAACAAGCGACGUGGAUCGAGAUCCAUCUUGGACACCUCGGUCACAACACAAGUCGUUGGCCCUCCGUUUUUGGCCAAGAUAGGCAUAGUGCGACGGCAGCAGCAGCUGUCGGCUCGCCCUCACCGGGACGGCGGUGGCGGCGGCUACGGACGGAGUCGGAACGGGUCUCCCUUUUCUUUUUGCCACGGUAUUUCCAAAAUUCAUGGGUUGGGGUCUUUCUUCAAACCAACGUGGCCGGUAGCAUGGAAUCAUUCAAACCAGGGACUGCGCGAUUUGCAUGGGUAGAUUUCGGAAUACUGCGAGAUUUUUGUGUUUUUCGUUGACGUGUACAGCUGUCGAGGGCCGCCUGCUCGCGUGACAUUAUAGAAUGCCCAUAUUUACACCCGCCAUGGCAUUUUACAACUUGGCGAGCACAGCCUCGGCGCCCGA
Molecule: messenger RNA, 1079 nt
Organism: Gaeumannomyces tritici R3-111a-1
Lineage: Eukaryota; Fungi; Ascomycota; Sordariomycetes; Magnaporthales; Magnaporthaceae
Exons: 3
Coding region: 96-578 (160 amino acids)
Biological process (GO): cytoplasmic translation
Cellular component (GO): cytosolic large ribosomal subunit
Molecular function (GO): mRNA binding; structural constituent of ribosome
Source: RefSeq, a predicted model, not a curated record